CUCUCAGACUGACUGAAGUUCAGAAGAUGAGUGUUUGUAUAGAAAAGGAGGACAGAGCAGAGUCUGUGAGGAGCGACCAGUCCAAAGAGUCCCCUCUAGUCUUCAGUAAUGGACCUGGACCCUCAGGCACAAAACUGACUGAAGUUCAGAAGAUGAGUGUUUGUAUAGAAAAGGAGGACAGAGCAGAGUCUGUGAGGAGCGACCAGUCCAAAGAGUCCCCUCUAGUCUUCAGUAAUGGACCUGGACCCUCAGGCACAAAAAUUGAUUCUAACAGACAGAGAGCAGAGUCAGCAGUGUCCAGCUGUCUGUCUAUGAAGAGUGAUCAGUCCAAAGAGCCUCCUCUAGUUUUCAGUAAUGGACCUGGACCCUCAGAUACAAGAGAGAGGAAGAGGAGUCCUGUUCCUGUGGAGGAGCAGCCGUCCUGCUGUGCUUUGUGUCAGGACGUCCUGACGUCUCAGGUUAUUUGUUCUUCUCUUUCAGCAGAUAGUGGUCUGCAGGAGGUUUUAGAUGAACAUAAGAUCAGUCUGAGGAGGAGAUGUGAACGUGUGACUGAAGGAAGUGAUGAAACAGGAAGUGGAACCCUCCUCAACAGGAUCUACACUGAGCUCUACAUCACAGAGGGACAGAGUGAAGAGGUUAAUACCCAGCAUGAGGUGAGGCAGCUUGAGACAGCUUCCAAGAUGGAGACCCUCCAUGACGCUCCAAUCAGGUGCCAGGACAUCUUUAAAGCCUUACCUGGCCAACAGAGAGCCAUCAGAGUGGUUCUGACCAACGGCGUCGCUGGUGUUGGAAAAACCUUCUCGGUGCAGAAGUUCACUCUGGACUGGGCAGAGGGCUCGGAAAACCAAGAUGUCAGUCUGCUGGUUCUGCUCUCGUUCAGGGAGCUGAACUUGAUCAAAGAUGAGCAGCACAGUCUCCUCACGCUGCUCCAUGUUUUCCAUCCAACAUUACAGAAGGUCCCAGCAGAGAAGCUCGCUGUCUGGAAACCGUUGUUCAUCUUUGACGGCCUGGAUGAAAGCAGACUUUCAUUAAACUUCAACAACAAUGAGGUCGUGUCUGAUGUCACACAGAAGUCAUCAGUCAACCUGCUGCUGACAAACCUCAUUGUGGGGAAUCUGCUUCCCUCGGCUCUCGUCUGGAUAACUUCCCGACCUGCGGCGGCCAAUCAGAUCCCUCCUUCAUGUGUUGACAGGGUAACAGAAGUACGAGGCUUCACUGACGCCCAGAAGGAGGAGUACUUCAGGAGGAGAGUCAGUGAUGAAGAGCUGUCCAGCAGAAUCAUCUCACACAUCAAGACCUCCAGGAGCCUCCACAUCAUGUGUCUAAUCCCAGUCUUCUGCUGGAUCACUGCUACAGUUCUGGAGCACAUGUUGACUACAGAGCAGAGAGGAGAGCUGCCCAAGACCCUGACUGACAUGUACUCACACUUCCUGCUGGUUCAGACAAAGAGGAAGAAGCACAAGUAUGAUGAGGGACAUGAGACGAGUCCACAGGAGCUGACGGAGGCUGACAGGAGGGUUCUUCUGAAGCUGGGGAGGCUGGCGUUUGAACAGCUGGAGAAAGGAAACAUCAUGUUCUACCAAGAAGACCUGGAGCAGUGUGGUCUUGAUGUCACAGAGGCCUCGGUGUACUCAGGAGUUUGUACAGAGAUCUUCAAAAGAGAGAGUGUGAUCUUCCAGAAAACAGUCUACUGCUUUGUUCAUCUGAGCGUUCAGGAGUUUCUGGCUGCAGUCUACAUGUUCCACUGUCACACCAACAGGAAGCUAAAAGUACUGAAGAAACUCCUGGGGAAAAAACAUGUUGAUUUAACCCUGGAUGUUUUAUUGAUGGAAGCAAUGGAGAAAUCCCUUGAGAGUAAAAAUGGCCACCUGGACCUGUUUGUUCGCUUCCUUCAUGGCCUCUCUCUGGAGUCCAACCAGAGACUCUUAGGAAGCCUGCUGGGUCAGACAGACAACAGUCCAGAAAUCAUCCAGAGAGCCAUCAACAACCUGAAGGAGAAGAGGACAAAUAUCUCUCCAGACAGAAGCAUCAACAUCUUCCACUGUCUGAUGGAGAUAAACGACCACUCAGUAAAUCAGGAGAUCCAAGAGUUCCUGAAGUCAGAGAACAGAUCAGAGAAGAAACUCUCUGACAUCCACUGCUCAGCUCUGGCCUACAUGCUGCAGAUGUCAGAGGAGGUUCUGGAUGAGUUGGACCUGAAGAAGUACAACACAUCGGUGGAGGGACGACUGAGACUGAUUCCAGCUGUGAGGAACUGCAGAAAGGCUCAACUUUUUAGAUGUGGACUCUCAGAGACUCACUGUGAAGUCGUGGCCUCAGGUCUGAAGUCGAACCCCUCCCAUCUAAGAAUGCUGGACCUGAGUAAAAACAAGCUGGAGGAUUCAGGAGUGACGCUGCUGUCUGCUGGACUGGAGAGUUCACAUUGUAGACUGGAGGCUCUGAGAUUGUGGCGCUGCAGUUUGUCAGAGAUCAGCUGUGCUUCUCUGGCCUCAGCUCUGAAGUCCAACCCCUCCCAUCUGAGAGAGCUAAUCCUGAGUGACAACAAGCUGCAGGAUUCAGGAGUGAAGCUGCUGUGUGGUUUUCUGGAGAGUCCACACUGCAGACUGGAGACUCUGAGAUUGUUUGGUUGCAGGUUGUCAGAGAUCAGCUGUGCUUCUCUGGCCUCAGCUCUGAAGUCCAACCCCUCCCAUCUGAGAGUGCUGGAGCUGAGUAACAACCAAGAGCUGCGGGAUUCAGGAGUGAAGCUGCUGUGUGGUUUUCUGGAGAGUCCACACUGCAGACUGGAGACUCUGAGAUUGAGUUCCUGCAGUUUGUCACAGAUCAGCUGUGCUUCUCUGGCCUCAGCUCUGAAGUCCAACCCCUCCCAUCUGAGAGAUCUGGAGCUGAGUUUCAACCAAGAGCUGCGGGAUUCAGGAGUGAAGCUGCUUUGUGGUUUUCUGGAGAGUCCACACUGUAGACUGGAGACUCUGAGAUUGUUGGACUGCAGUUUGUCAGAGAUCAGCUGUGCUUCUCUGGCCUCAGCUCUGAAGUCCAACCCCUCCCAUCUGAGAGAGCUGCAGCUUGGUCUCAACAACCUACAGGAUUCAGACGUGAAGCCGCUGUCUGAUCUUGUGGAGAGUCCACACUGCGGACUGGAGACCGUGAGCUACAAGGAGUGGUCUCCGAGUGUGAGUGAUCAGAAAGGUGGUGGUGUUGAGAGAGGAUCAGCUGUGUCCUGAUGAUCCAGAGAGGUUGAAGCAGCAGCAUCAGCUUGUGUGUGGAGAGGCUCUGACUGGGCCAUGUUACUGGGAGGUAGAGUGGAGAGGAGAGCUUCAUCCAGCAGUGACUGACAGAGGAAUCCCAACAGUGCUGCAGUCUGAACUGCUCUGAGAUCAGCUCCACUGUCAGGGAUGAAAGAAUUUGCUUCAUUAGACAAAUUAUAAGCGAGAUUGCUUCAUGUGUCAUUGGCUUUGUAUCACACAUUCAAAAACAGAAAAUAUAUUAAUAAAAUUGUAUUGUAUAAACUGAAUAUUGGAAUAAACUGAAAAUGUACUUCUAUGAAUUUGUUGAUGAGACUGGUGCCAACUUUGGAGCAGAGGCAGGUGAUUGUCCAGCAAGAGACACAUUCAGUGGUGCCACAGGAAUGUGGAGCUAGUGGAGCUCGAGGAUUCAGUGAAUUAGCCUGUUUCAAAGGCUGAGACAGAAAGGGAGCACAUCUGUUACCAAUUAAGCUAAUUAUAUAAAAACUACAGUAUAAUGUUGACAUGCUUUCAAAAACACGAGAUACAUGUAUUCGACCCUGUACGCAGGAUAAGCGUUUGACAAUGGAUGGAUGGAUGGAUAAUAAUAUGGAUUACAGUGCAGUAUUCUUCUUAUUCUUUUAUUCCAUCUAUGAACAUUAUCAAUCCCAGCUUGAAGGCCUGCUCAGAUAAAAAAAAAAAUUCUAAAGUCGUUUUAAAGGCGUUUGCACUGUGCUUGUUUUUGUUUUUUUCCCUUGUUGCAUUGACGUUCUCAUUGUAAUACCAUUAUUGAGUUAGCAAGUUUUGCCAGAAACACACCCGAUAACUACAGAGAAAUGUCACUGCUUUCGUUUUAUCGACUUGUCCGUUGUUGUAUUUCACUAGGAAAUCGAAGUGUGCCCAAACAGAAGACCUUAACAAUAAGGGAGGGUUUUCAAGCUCUGACUUCUCUGCACUGGCCAUGAUGCGCUAAGUCGCUUGUUAGCUAGAGGCUAGGCUAAAGUGUGCUGCUUGUGUAGCGCUAUGAAGAACAACCUGCACUCUGUUGCCUAUUUAUUGAUAUUCUGACUGUGUAUUGAAUAAACCAGAAUAUGAUCAUGGUG
This is a messenger RNA of Micropterus salmoides (largemouth bass), 4321 nucleotides long. Its product is annotated as NACHT, LRR and PYD domains-containing protein 12-like. Bases 27 to 3218 code for a protein of 1063 amino acids. The record is from RefSeq and is a predicted model, not a curated record. Gene Ontology annotation, molecular function: protein binding. The transcript is spliced from 11 exons. Lineage: Eukaryota; Metazoa; Chordata; Actinopteri; Centrarchiformes; Centrarchidae.